AUGAUUGGACAUGUCUUAACUGUUGAAAGUUGUUUUGAUUUAAGUGAAACAGAAAAGAAGGGUUCAAUAUAAGCUUCAGGAAAUAUCAAACUAGUUUUAUAAGAGUCACUUAAGCUAGCUAAGAUAAAUGCAUUUAAAUUUUUGAAUGAAGAGCAGAAAUAAAAAUUAUAGAAUUCUGCUAUUCAUAUGCAUUUUACAGAAGGAGCAACUCCAAAAGAUGGUCCUUCUGCAGGAACUGCUAUCACAACAGCUUUAUUAAGUUUAGUUAUGAAUGUUGUUGUGCCUAGUAACUUAGGAAUGACUGGAGAAAUUUCAUUAAAUGGAUAAGUUUGUAAAAUAGGUGGAUUAUAACAAAAGUUGAUUGCUGCAAAGACUCUGGAUAUUGUCGACAUAAUUCUUCCAUAUGCCAAUUUAGGUGAGGCAUUAAAUUUACCACAACAACUUAUCAAAGGCCUUAACUUAUACUUUGUUACAGAUUACAGAUAAAUUUAUGAAUUGAUAUUUGAGCAACAGAUUGCUAAUAAUAAUUAUACAAUUAAUAAAAUAAAAAAUGGAGUAUAUGAAACAGAUCAAAAUGGAACUAAAGAACAAAUAUAAAGUACAAUUAAUUAUUGA
Molecule: messenger RNA, 615 nt
Organism: Paramecium tetraurelia
Lineage: Eukaryota; Ciliophora; Oligohymenophorea; Peniculida; Parameciidae
Exons: 2
Biological process (GO): mitochondrion organization; chaperone-mediated protein complex assembly; protein catabolic process
Cellular component (GO): mitochondrial matrix
Molecular function (GO): serine-type endopeptidase activity; ATP binding; ATP-dependent peptidase activity
Source: RefSeq, a predicted model, not a curated record